This is a messenger RNA of Vespa crabro (European hornet), 2144 nucleotides long. Its product is annotated as replication factor C subunit 4. The record is from RefSeq and is a predicted model, not a curated record. Gene Ontology annotation, biological process: DNA-templated DNA replication; DNA repair. Gene Ontology annotation, cellular component: nucleus; DNA replication factor C complex. Bases 446 to 1513 code for a protein of 355 amino acids. Gene Ontology annotation, molecular function: ATP hydrolysis activity; ATP binding; DNA binding. Lineage: Eukaryota; Metazoa; Arthropoda; Insecta; Hymenoptera; Vespidae. The transcript has 6 exons.
UUUAUAAAGUAGGAUUUAUUCAAUUAUUGCUAUAGUAUAAUUAUCAAUUUGUAAUAUGUAUAUCAAGAAAUAAAUUACUAAUCUAUGGACAAGUGAUAAGAUCUAACCUAUGGACCAAUGAGAAUUCUCAAAGUAGUUUUUUCUUCUCUUCACGUGGCGUUGUGUCUUUUCAAAUGGACCGUUACUAAAAAAGUCAUAUUAGUUGGUAACGAGAUAUUAUUGAAAUUUUUAAGUUCGAGAAGAUUAUAUUAUUCUAAUAAAAUUAUUAUUUAAAAUUUUGUCUUGUUUGAUGAUUUUUUAUCGCUAACGAACUUCAUAUAUUUUGUAUGUAUCUAAAGAUAUAUAGUUACUGUGGAGUACAGUUUAGUUUGGUAUAAUUCAUGCAGUACAAGAUUCAAGCGGGAAAGUUUAUGUUGGUUAAAAUAUAACUGAGAUCAAAGGAAGAAUGCAAGCUUUUUUAAAAAUAGGUAAAUUAGGAACAGGAGAUACGAAGAAACCUUCUACUUCUCGUACAAAGGAAGAACGAAAUGAGUCAUUAACACCAUGGGUAGAGAAAUAUCGACCAAGAACAGUUGAAGAUGUCGUCGAGCAAGCAGAAGUCGUUGAAGUCUUAAAACAAUGCAUGGAUGGUGGCGACUUUCCAAAUUUGUUGUUUUAUGGUCCACCUGGUACUGGUAAAACUAGUACUAUUUUAGCAGCAUCUAGGCAAUUAUUUGGUAUAAUGUAUAAAGAAAGAAUUCUAGAAUUAAAUGCUUCCGAUGAAAGAGGAAUACAAGUAAUAAGAGACAAGGUAAAAUCGUUUGCCCAACUUACUGCUGGAAGCAUGAGAAAGGACGGAAAGAAAUGUCCUCCAUUCAAAAUUAUUAUUUUGGAUGAAGCAGAUAGUAUGACCCAUGCAGCGCAAGCAGCUCUUCGUCGUACAAUGGAAAAAGAAUCUCAUAGUACGCGUUUUUGUUUAAUUUGUAAUUAUGUAUCAAGAAUUAUAGAACCUUUGACAUCACGUUGUACGAAGUUUAGAUUCAAACCACUUGGAGAGGAAAAAAUUAUUGAACGAUUGGAAUAUAUAUGCGAGAAAGAAAGCCUAAAAGCUGAAAAGCCAGUUCUUGUAAAAAUUGUAGAAGCAUCAGGUGGUGAUUUAAGACGUGCCAUUACCUGUUUACAAUCCAUUGCGAGAUUAAAAGGGAAAGGCAUAGAAGUUACAAUCAAUGAUGCACUUGAAAUUAUUGGUUUUGUACCUGACAAUUGGCUUGAUAAUUUAAUGGAAGUCUGCAAAUCUAAAGAUUAUAAUAAAGUAGAAGCGUUUAUAGAAGAUUUCUUACUGGAGGCUUAUGCAACUUCGCAGGUUAUAGAGCAACUAAGCGAUAGAAUAAUUUAUUCUAAUGAAUUUUCCGAUAAGCAGAAGGCAAUGAUUGCAGAAAAACUAGGGCAAUGUAACUACAGGUUAUUGGAAGGAGGUAGCGAAUAUAUACAACUUAUGGACCUCUGUUACUGUAUUAUAAAGGCAUGCAAUUGAACAUGAAUUUUUUUGUUAAAUACGAGUCAAAUGUUCUUUGCAUCGUUUAUAUGAUGUAUAUUAGUAUAUUUAUAUUAACAAUAAAAUAAAUAUUUUUUAUAUAUUUUUAAGAUAAGUAUUAAACAAUAUCUAAUAUUUCUAUUAUGUGACUAAGACUUUUUUGCAUAGUUUUAAGUAAUAAUACAGGUAAGGAUAUAUAAUAUUUGAGUAUACUAGCAAUAGAACAUUAGUGUUUUGUUAAUUAUUAAGAAAGAAAAAAAGAGAUUUAUAGAAUAUCAACAAUACAAAUAAUUUACAUUUAAUAAAUAUAUUGUCUUUAUAUAAUUUGAAUGCAUUAUUAGGAAAUUACAAAAAUGUUCAAAUUUAUUGCAGUUAAUAAAUAUAUAAAUAUACAGUCGAUAAUUGAAUUCUUAAUCCAUGUAUGAAGAUAGAAAACUGGUUCCAUUGAAUUUUGAUUGACCGAUAUUUAUAUGUAAAUUAAUCCUAGAAUUGUCUAUAAAUGCUUGAUUAGUGAUGAAUGUUAGAUCAUUUUGAUUCAUCAUAAAAACCGUUGCAAUUUAUCCUAUUGUAUAAUAUUUAAGAAACGUAAAUUUUAUAUUUAUUUAAUUAAAUAAAAUUCAAUUCACUGCAA